Molecule: messenger RNA, 4480 nt
Organism: Schizophyllum commune H4-8
Lineage: Eukaryota; Fungi; Basidiomycota; Agaricomycetes; Agaricales; Schizophyllaceae
Exons: 7
Coding region: 67-4167 (1366 amino acids)
Biological process (GO): endocytosis; endosomal transport
Cellular component (GO): cytoplasm; plasma membrane
Molecular function (GO): protein binding; calcium ion binding
Source: RefSeq, a predicted model, not a curated record
GUCUCUUGCUUUCCCCGCUCUCACCGUGGUCAUAACCUAGACCCGCGCUCGCUGGACGCGCCCACCAUGUCCACCAGCUUCUCUCCGACGCCGGCAGAGCUUGCCCUCGUCAACCAGAUAUUCGCCCAGGGCGAUCCCCAGAAACUCGGCGUCCUCACCGGCGAGGUCGCAGUCCGCAUAUUCGGAGGCGCCAAGUUACCGCCCGCGACGCUCGGGGAGGUCUGGAAUAUCGCAGAUGAAGACAACAAGGGCUGGCUGUCGAAGAAGGGUGUCGCUGUCGCUGUACGCCUGAUGGGAUGGGCUCAGAAGGGUGAGAAGGUGACGAAGGCCCUGCUCAACAAGCCCGGCCCCUUGCCCGUCAUUGAAGGCGUCAGCGCAAUUACGCAACACAAUACGGGCAUGUCCACCAUGUCCUCGCCCAAGUCACCAGCGCCCGGAUUCCCUCCACUCACGCCGGCGGACAAGGCGAAAUUCCACAACAUGUUCUACCGGUCGGGACCGGUCAAUGGCCUCCUGAGCGGAGAGAAAGCGCGCGACAUAUUCCUCAAGUCCAAGCUGCCCACCGAUAAGCUCAUGCAAAUAUGGACCCUUGCCGACACGCACGACCGAGGUGCCCUUGACGCAACCGAUUUUGCCAUCGGCAUGUACUUUAUCCAGCAUGUCAUGUCCGGUCACAUCUCCUUCAUACCGUCUUCCCUCCCACCGGGCCUAUACCAACAAGCUGGAGGCAUCGCUCCUCAAGCCACCGGCUCUGUCGCUACCCACAUGACUGGUGGUGCCUUUCCUGCGCAACCUUCUCCGCUGCACCAGCAGUAUACUGGUCAGCGGCCGAUGCAGCCCACUAUGACGGGCAACCGCGUCGUUUCUACUCCAAGCCUUCCAGCACGACCUGCCGCUGCCGCUUUCGGCAGUCAAGCCUUCGGCACCGCACAACCCGCUUGGGACGUAACCCCCACAGAGAAAGCGAAUUCAGACAAAUUCUUCGACGGGUUAGACACUGCGAAACUCGGCUAUAUCGAGGGUGAUGUUGCUGUGCCCUUCAUGUUGCAGUCCAACUUGCCCGAGGAUGAUCUCGCCCGCGUGUGGGAUCUCGCAGAUAUCAACAACGACGGAAGGCUGAACAGGGAUGGGUUUGCUAUCGCUAUGCACCUCAUCCAGAAGAAGCUGGCGGGUCAAGAGAUCCCGGCGACCCUUCCACCUUCUCUCAUCCCGCCCUCGAUGCGUGGCCAGACUGCACCUGCACAGUCGCCGUUUAUGCAGGCUCCGGCGCAACCGCCACCGCCGCAAGAACCGAUGAGGGACUUGUUCAACUUCGAUGAUGAACCUCCUGCGACAAUGUCUCCGCCGUUGGCCCCUCAGGCUACGGGCGGGAACACGUUGUCUGCGCAACCGACGGGUACUGCGUCGGCCUUCAAACCAGCGACUACACCUGUUCCGGCUUUCACGUCGCCGGCCCCUGCUCAGGAUCCCUUUGGUGCUUCCAACGUUGCUUCGCCCAGCAAGAACCUUCUUGACGACGAUGAGGAGAUUCAGGAUGAGAAAGCGCGCCAAAUUCAGAACCAGUCCGUCGAAAUUCGCAACGUACAGAACCAGGUCGAGUCUACCAAUCGCUCCCUGGAUAACUCCAAGAACGAACGCGCGAACCUCGAGCAAACCCUCGCCGAGCAGGCUGCUCAGUUGUCGGCUUUGCAGACGCAGCUCUCUUCUGCUAAGGCUGCGUACGACACCGAGCAGAAGCUCCUUUCGACGCUUAAGGAGCGCUAUAUCAACCAGACCAGCGAGAUCUCGAAGGCGCGCGAGGAGCUCAUCCGCGCUGAGAGCGACCUCAGCGCGCUGAAGGUCGAGAAGUCCGAGAUCGAGGGUGCCUUCCUCCGCGACAAGGAGGAGGCCCGCGGCCUACACCGCAAGAUGACCGAGGUCGGUCACGAGAUCGAGAUCAUCAAGGGCGAAAUCGAGAAGGCGAAGAAGGAGGCGAAGCAGCAGAAGGGCCUCCUCGCCAUCGCGAAGAAGCAGCUGGGCACGAAGGAGACGGAGCGGAGCAAAGUGGAGAAGGAACUCGACGAGGCAGCGGCGGAGGUUGCAGCCAUCACGCGCGAGAAGGACGAGACGGAGGCACAGAUUGCGGGCGGGGAGGCGCUGGCGAAUGGCUCUCCACUGUCGCCGCCUGAGCCGGAGCGCGCGUUGUCAAACGACUCGAUCACGUUUGCGGCGGCGCAGCCUUUGCCGGUGACGCCCAGCCCAGGCAGCCCGGCGCCGAGCGUGAAGAGCAACAACCCGUUCGAGAGGCUGGCGAUGUCUCCUGGCUCCAGGUCGCAAUCGCCGUUCGCGCUCCCGUCGGUGGCGAGCCCGCCUUUGGCUGCCGUGUCUGCGAGCCCUUUGCUUGAUGGGGCUGCGCCUGCUGCCGGCACUGAGCAACCUGUCGCGGAGGCUGCUGGCGAUCCAUUUGGCUUCUCUGCUGCCUUCGAGACGCCUGCGCCGCCUGAGUCUCAGGAGAUCGUCACGACAGAACCGGCGAACGAUGCCGCUCAGACAACACCGAAGCCUGCGCCUGCUGACAUUGUCGUGCCUCCGCAUGCUAGGCUUUCGGUCGACAACGCAGUUUCCCCCGCGACCGCCACGGACAGCGAAUUCUUCUCAACCCCUCCCUCAACUGCUCGUCGUACCCCCGAAACGUCCCCUUCAAGGGAGCAGCCUGCUGAGUCUGCAGCCUCCCCGGAAGCGACGACCCCUCAGCCUCCUCAUACCCCGGGAGAGACGAAGACAGAGGCUGCGGUACCGGGCGCUUUCCCCGACGCCACGGAGCAGCCGUCGGGCGAGUCUGACCUGACGGCUGGCGUGAAGGAGAUCGACGUCGACGAGUCGGACAGUAGCGAUGAGGACGAAGUCCCACUGGCGACUUUGGCGAAGAAGGCGGAUGAGGCGCGCGCUAGUCUCGAUAAGACGCCUGCGCCCAAUGGGCAUGCCCCGAAUGGGUCGACCAGUGGGCCGUCCUUUGACGAUAUUUUCGGUGGCGAGGCCGCGCCUGCUGAGGCGCCAAAGGCUGCCACGGCGGCAGUCGACGCCUUCGGCAUGCCCAUCCAACAGACCGCGAGUCCGUUUGAGGCACCUGCGGAUAACCUGUUCGGUAACUCGGCCCCUCCGUCUGCUAUCUCUCAGGAUACGUCCGGCGUCAGCGCCUUUGACGAGGCGAUGGGUAAGGUCUCGACAUCUGGCUCGUCCCCUGCCCCGCAGUUCUCCUUCGAGUCUGCUUUCGACGACAACUUCGACUUCGCUUCUGCCAAGGCGACGGACAAUAACCCGUUCCCGACGCCGACGCCGCCUGCUGCUCAGCCUAGUGCCUUCCCUGCCGUCGGGUCUGAUACCUUUCCUGGUGUAGCAUCGCCAGCACCUGCUGUUGAGGCGCCAAAGACUAGCAACGACUUCGACGCCAUCUUCGGUGCUGGGGAAGCUUCAACCGUCGUCACCCCGCGCCCGCCCAAGGCGAGCGCGUUGAGACCAGCGUCGAGCUUCAUGCCGGAUGGCGGCUCACCGUCGGAUGGCUCCCCUCAGCGCCCAAUGACGAGCUUCUUCCCGAGCGCGUCGCCGCAAGCAACGAACGGGACGGGUGAGGCUCCAAAGAGCCAGCCGUCUUUUGACGAGGCUUUCGGAGGCUUUGACUCGGGCCCAUCGUUGAAGCUGGACGAUCAUGCCGGUGAGCCGCCUGCGAGGGGUUCAGCUGAGACCACGAACUCGCCCAAGACGUUCCCAACCGAGCCUGCCUCACCCAAGGGUUCGGAGAUGUCCACGCGCGGCCGAAGUGCAACCUCCCCGCCACCUCGUGUUGGGUCGCCGCGAUCUGCUACUGGCCGCCCUUCGACGUCGUCCUCAUCGAAGGACGGUCAUGAUGGCAAAUCUCAACCGCCGACCAGGCAUUCCAAGCUUAGCAUUCGCUUGCCCUUCGGGAAGAAAAAGAAGCACACGGCGCCUCCUGAGCCCAUGCCAGCGGCGCCGUCGCAUCUGUCGCCCGCUCUUGAGGAGCCACGGAACGUGACGCCAGGGAGCGAGGACGACGUUGAGCCGGUGAAGCAGUUGACGUCGAUGGGCUUCAGCCGCUCACAAGCGGUGGCCGCGCUGGAGGCACACGGGUACGACGUUCAACGGGCACUCAACAGCUUGCUUGGCCAGUAAACCUAUACGCUUCGGACCGUCGAUGACAUGGAACUACUACUACGCCUUCUAUUCACGCAUUCGGUACAUAUGCAAUGCACACACGGUACCUCGUCAAAGGUCGCGUCGCUCGUUCGUUCGUCUGUUCGCUUUCUACGUGCUCCUCUACUUCCUUAUGAUAUCUGCUUAUUCACGCCUUACUAUAUGUGUAGUUCGACGGACACUUGAUCUCGAGAUGGGAUCCGCACGCUCGUUCUUAUCUUAUUUUUUCUCCUCUUUUCUCUCCAAUUACUGAAUACCAGAAUGAAAUGGGCCAUCGAGGAUUGGACUCUUA